Radiomyces spectabilis is the source of this 1266-nucleotide messenger RNA. RefSeq lists its product as uncharacterized. The transcript has 5 exons. Gene Ontology annotation, biological process: protein processing. Bases 1 to 1266 code for a protein of 421 amino acids. Gene Ontology annotation, molecular function: metalloendopeptidase activity. The record is from RefSeq and is a predicted model, not a curated record. Lineage: Eukaryota; Fungi; Mucoromycota; Mucoromycetes; Mucorales; Radiomycetaceae. Gene Ontology annotation, cellular component: plasma membrane.
AUGUUGAUUGUCUCAUCGCCCGAAUAUAUUGAAAAACUGCAUACCGAGCUUUUGGAUGCGUCCACUACCCGGACGGUUCAAGCCUACUUUAUGUGGCGAUUGAUUCGAUCUUAUUCCGAUGCCUUAGCCGAAGAUAUCCGCAAGCCCGUUCAACGUUUAACUGCCAAAUUGCGCGGUACCAAUGCCAAGGUGACCAAACCACGAUGGGAGAUUUGUCUGGACGAAGUCAAUGCUUCGCUUGGAUUCAUGGCAGGCCGUUACUAUGUAUUAGACAAAUUCAGUGGCAGUUCAAAGAAACGAGCAGACGAGUUUGUGCAAUCGAUUGAAGAAGUAUUUGUGGACCGAUUACCUGAAUUGACCUGGAUCGAUAAUGUGACCCGUGCUCGAGCGGAGGAAAAGGUCGAUAAUCUCAUGCUCAAAGUGGGUUUCCCUUCGGCUUAUCCUGAUGUCAUGUCGCCCGUCUCGCUCUCUGAUUACUACUCUGAGCUCAGAAUGGAGCCGGACAGCUAUUUCAAAAACUAUCUCAAGAGCCGAACAUGGGAUAUAGUGGAGCAAUGGCGUCAAGUAGGCAAACCCCCAAACAAGUCCAAAUGGCUCAUGAAUCCUCAAGAGGUGAAUGCUUACUACAACCCAGUGUUCAAUGAGAUUGUCUUCCCGGCUGGUAUUUUGCAAAAUCCUUUCUUUGGCAAUGAAUAUCCGGAUUACCUCAACUAUGGUGGUAUUGGUGUCGUGGUGGGCCAUGAACUUACGCACGGUUUCGAUAAUUCUGGUCGCCAUUACGAUGCCGAGGGACGUUUGGUGCAGUGGUGGACGAAUGAAACAUCGAAAUCAUUUGAUGAAAAAGCGCAAUGUUUCGUUGAUCAAUACUCGAAUUUCACUGUGGAAGGCAACAACGGAAGAGUGGUGCAUGUCAACGGCAAACUCACUCUGGGCGAAAAUUUGGCUGAUAACGGAGGCUUGGGUGAAGCUUACUUGGCAUGGAAGCAACGUUAUGACAGCGACCGUCAAAGCAAAAAAUAUAACAAUGCACGUUUGCCCGGAUUGGACAACUUGACUCCUGAACAGUUGUUCUUUGUUAAUUUCGGUCGCAUUUGGUGCAGUAAAUCAACCAAAGAACAAGCUGUGCAAAGCGCGCUCACCGACGAGCAUUCUCCACCCAAAUGGCGUGUCAAUGGCGCUGUGCAGAAUUCCAAACAUUUCGCUAAUGUGUUUCAAUGUCCGGUUGGAACAGCUAUGAAUCCUGCCAAGAAGUGCGAGUUGUGGUAA